This is a messenger RNA of Cylindrotheca closterium, 1923 nucleotides long. The record is from the annotation of a GenBank genome assembly. Lineage: Eukaryota; Bacillariophyta; Bacillariophyceae; Bacillariales; Bacillariaceae.
AUGGUGAUCCAGAAGGACAUGCCAGUGUUGGCACCCCCAGGCCCUAACAAUUCGUAUUUACAGUAUAAUACCUCGUUCUCUACGCUGCCGUCGAAAAUCAAGGCUCCAAGUCGUCUGAGGAAAAAUGCACCAACCAGAUCCAACUCUGUUCGAUCGGCCCGUUCUACUCGAACCGAGGAUAGAGUGGAUGUGGAAGCCUACGAUCCCUUCAAUGACGAAAGAGAGGAUAUAGAAGAUUCUAGAUCCCUAUUCAGUGAGGAGAGUUCUAGAGAUUUGUGGCCGCAAAUGCCAUUGUCCAUUUCUCAGAAAGAUGAUGACUACUUACCAGAAACUGGUCCAACCGGAACUCCAAAGCGAAAGAAGACAGGUUCCACCCCAUUCAAGUCACCCAAGCCAAGCAAAGACGACGAUGAGGGCUUUAGCGAUGGAUUUCGGGUUUCGUACACCAGCUCUAUUCCUCAGCCAAGAUCAAGUGUCUCGAGUGGUGGUAACUUAACCAAAAAAGAGAACAAUAAUACCGGUAGUCAUCCCUUCGACGAAUCCCGUGCUUCGUCCGCAACCACAACCACAACACCCAUUCGCGUAUCCAAGCCUAGCGUAUUGGAUAAAUACAAGCCUAGCGGGCAGGAAGCGCGUGAGGGAUUUGGAUUCCAUGCUUCACAGCCCUCUCCAAGGCGGUUGUCACAAUCAAGUGUAUCCAGCGGCAAGCUUGUGUCUGCCAAUGAAACCGAACCCACCAACGGCUUCCGUUCCUCAUUUUCAUCCGCUUUCACCCCUCAAGGUGGUGCAAGAUUGAGCAUCGGAAGUGCCCAUACAUCCCAAGCAGCCGAUGACAAUGGAAGCGUAGCCUCCGCCUCCCAACGAUCCACAAAGUCCAGUGUAUUCAACAAAUACACUGCCAAUUUGAGCCAAGGUACCGAAAAGCACAAUGCUCCGAAGAUGGUAGUUACUCCACUUCGCGUCAAAAAAUCAAGUAUAUCCAACAGAUACUUGUCUGCAGUCGCGUCGAAGGGAGACGAUCCUUCGAAUUCGGUCAAGCCGGAAGUAACACCCAAUGUGGACGAGCCAGCAAAGACUGAGGAAAACGUCAAGACUGACUUUGGAAAAGUUGGGGCUCGUCGCAGAUCGUCGUCUUUUUCAACGGCCAAGACGGAUGACCCAGCAAAGGUUGAGAUGCCUGCCAAAACUAAACCUGGAAAGUUAGGGCCUCAUCUGCUAAGAUCGUCGUCGUUUUCAAAAGCAAAGAUGGAAGAGGCAGCAAAGAUUGAGGUCUCCGUCAAAAACAAACCUGGAAAGGUAGGGCCUCAUCUGCUAAGAUCGUCGUCAUUUUCAACAGCCAAGAUGGAAGAGCCAGCAAAGACUGAGGAGCCCGCCGAAAUUGACUUUGGAAAGAUUGGGGCUCCUCGAAGGUCGUCGUCUUUUUCAACAGCCAAGAUGGAUGAGCCGGCAAAGGUUGAGGUGCCUGCCAAAACUGAACCUGGAAAGUUAGGGGCUCAUCUGCCAAGAUCGUCGUCUUUUUCAACAGCCAAGAUGGAAGAGCCAGCAAAGAGUGAGGUCCCUGCCAAAACUGAAACGGCAGGAACCCAUCUGAGGUCUUCUUCGUUUUCUUCAGUUCCAAAGAUGUGGUUGCCGCCAAAAGAGCAAUCAAAGAAGACUUCUGUGCCCUACAGCAAGAAUUCUGCUUCGAAGGAAGAAAAUGACACGGAAAAGAUGAUUGAAUCUAGAAUUACCCUGGAAAUGUCGAAGAUGAAGAUUCAAUUCGACGAAGAAGUCCAGCGUAUCGAGGAACAGAUGGAGCAGAAGUACAAGAAUCGGAUCGAGGCUCUAGAGGAAAAGACCGAAAAGAUGAAUAAAAUCAUUGGGAAAAUGAUAUCCAAGAGAAAGAGUAUGGACAACACCGACAUGGAUCGCGUUGCAGUUUGA